This is a messenger RNA of Scophthalmus maximus (turbot), 2335 nucleotides long. Its product is annotated as POU domain class 2-associating factor 1. Bases 248 to 1156 code for a protein of 302 amino acids. Gene Ontology annotation, biological process: positive regulation of transcription by RNA polymerase II. Gene Ontology annotation, molecular function: DNA binding; transcription coactivator activity; POU domain binding. Gene Ontology annotation, cellular component: RNA polymerase II transcription regulator complex. The record is from RefSeq and is a predicted model, not a curated record. The transcript has 5 exons. NCBI's taxonomy places the organism in Eukaryota, Metazoa, Chordata, Actinopteri, Pleuronectiformes, Scophthalmidae.
CACCUGCGUGUCACUUUGGCAUCACUGGGGCCCAUGCGCUUCGCUGGCGUUUCACCGCUCGUACUAAUGAUUCAACUUAAACAGAAUCAGCACUGAAAGUGGCGGCAUCAGGGAGACCUGUGGUUGAAGAAACUGUGACAUCCCAGGGGGACCGUUAGCCCGCUGCGCUCUGUUAUAAAGCACGUCAGUCCACCCGCCACUUUGAUUUCCGUCAGUUUGACUGUACGAUAUUAGCGAGAUAAGCAGAAUGCACUGGGGGAAAUCGGCAACACCAGCGCUGGCCAGGUCCAGACCGUACCAGGGUGUUCGAGUCAGGGACCCAGUCAAAGAGCUGCUGAGGAGGAAGAGGACUCUGGAGCUGCACAGCGCCAAGGCAGCGCCCGCUACUCCGGAUGAGAUCGCACGCAACAACCAGUCGCCAUACACACAAGCCACCUACGGCGCGGCCGUUGCCAGCGGCACCGCAGCUGAGCUGUCAGCUGCUGCCGGAGAUGGAGGGCCGCAGUGCACAGGAUGGAAAUCUCCACCCCUGGCCACCGGGCCUGUCCUGCAGCCUGCCAUAAUGCCGUGGUCGUCGCCUGAAUACAGCCAGCAGGAACCCUCAGCUCAGACUCUGGCCUACCCAGCCACCACCCUGACCGCAGACGUGUACAUGCAGACCCUGUGCCCCAGCUACACCAUGCUGACCUACACACACACGCCGCUGCUCACUAACUUUGGGACCAUACCGGUGGGCCCCGCACCAGCCUCGCUCCCCCCGAUGGAGCUCCCAGACUCGGGGUUGACCUACUUCCCCUGGUCGCAGCCCCUCACCACCAUAUCCGCGAUGGCCAACCCAGGGGUCCAGUUCGCCCCGGGCUCUGCGGCCCUGUCCGGCUCCCCCCUGGUGCACAUGCCCUUGUCCAUGUCGCUCGCCGCAAUGAUCCCUCAGCCGGAGACCCAGGGCGCAGAGCCUCAGCUCCAGAUCCUCGACCUGCCACAGCGUCCGGACCACCGGCUGGACCCUGAGCCACAAGGCCAGUCCCUGGACGAAGAUCAGGAGGGAGAGCCCGGAUCGCCAAACCUACUGGACAAACUUCUGGAGGAACGCGGGGAGGAUGGGGACGAGGAUGACAAAGACUCCUACAGCAGCUCACUCUUCAUGCCCAAUGUCUGAAAAUAUGAGCGUCCAUACGUUUAUACUGGUGAUGCAGGAGUAGUAUUUUUACUCUUUGCAUUUUUUUCAGGGGCCCUGUGCUUAUACACCUUUCUUCCAUUCAGUGUCAUUUUCAUUUCCGUUUAUUUUAACCAGGCUCUUGAUGUCGUAACUGCGGUUAAUGUAACUUCCAAUAACACUGUUGGGUUGGAAAUGGAGCAAGUCUCCCAGAGCUGAAAAAAAGGAACUCUGAAGUUUAAUUUGUGGUCGUUGGAUUUAUUAUAGAUUUGUUUAGUGACACGCACCGCUGCAGUCUAAUGCAAAACUGACCUCUGGACAAACUGCAAAACACUUAUCAACACAAUUAACCAAGCGAUCUAAAACCAAAAUUUAAGUGGAGUCGAGUUUGAAGGUGAACACAGCAAGAUGUGGAUGACGACGUUAGCAUUUCAUGGGAAAAGUGUGUGGGCUGCUGACAUUCCCAAGAGGUACAGUAGGUCAAAGCUGAAGCAAACAGUUUACGAGGGACCGUUUGGGUAAUGAUUAAUAGAUCACCUCCAUUUUCAGGGUUGAAAACAGGGUUUAUUCAAAAUGCCAGCCUUUAUAAGCAAUUUUGCCAAAACGUGUCUGAUGAUUUCUGAUCGAUCCCAGAUUUCAAUUUGAUCCAAGAUUUUAAAAUAUUUUUUUUAAAUUUUUUUUACAACCAUACAUGGUAGCCACAAACAAGUUGUAUUAACGGUGUUCGUGUUUAUAGUUACACCUCUUUUGGUAUUGUUUUAUUUACAGUUAGAGCCUUAUACUUGUUUUAAUAUACAUACUAGGCAGCAAAGGAACAAACCACCCACUAGAUUUUCUUGCCAAAAUGAAGUUUAGUUUACUCUUUGUGUCCACAAAGUGCGAUUUAGCAUACAUUUUUGUUGUAAAAAUCAUAUGAAACUGUUGGCAUCUUCUUGUUAUUGAGCAUGUAUUUAUGCACUUGACAGAGGCCCGUGUCCAUCGCCACUGAAGAUGAAGAUGGAAGAAGAUGCGUUUUUUUCCGAAUCGAUAUGGAGUCAUGUCAGAGGCAGAGUUCUAAAGACCAGUUAACAUUAGUGCUGAUUUCAUAGCCUUGAGGCAUUUGCCUCGGUAAUAAAAUCAGUCAUCAAGUCAUUAUUGCUGUCAGUUUACAAAAAAGGCUGAAGAAUGAUCAUAUAUCCUGUA